AUGCCCAUCUUCGCCCCAGUCUACCGCCCGACGGCACACCAACAAACAUUCCUAACCCACCAGCAAAAGCUCGAGAGCAAGAAGCGCAAACGUGGUGAAGCAUCCUCCGACGAUGAAGGCCACCCCUCCUCUUCAGCCUCAAUCUCACCCUCACCACGCCCUCACCACGGAGUGAACAAAACAGACCCCUACCACAUCGCCGGCCUCUCACGACAAGACCCCCUCCCACCACCACCCUUCCCUCAUGCCCCGCUCAAAGGACUAUCCCAGCCAAAGGUACCCAUCGAAGAAUCCCUCGCCACCCUCAACCCACCCCUCUACCUCCCCCCCUCCCAACCAGAAGACAAAUCCACCUCCACCAAACGCCGCCACCUCGACAACCUCACCACCCUCCUCCACCGCUCCCUUUUGAAGCAAGACUACCCCCGCGCCUCCCGCGCCUGGAGCAUCUUACUCCGCACCUCCAUCUCGGGCCAAGGCCUCGACAUCCGUCGCGCGGGGCGGUGGGGGAUUGGAGCUGAGCUUUUGAUGCGGAAGGGUACGGAGGAGGAAGGGGACGUGUUCUCGGAUGAAGGGUUCAAGUUAGCGAGGCAGUAUUACGAGCGGUUGGUGCUGCAGUAUCCGCACACGGCGCAGACGCAGCAUGGGUUCAAUUCUUCCGUUGUUUUCCCGGCGCUUUUCAACGUCAGGGUGUUUGAAGUUCAGGACCGCUCUAAGAGGGCGAGGCGGGAGUUGUCCGCGAAUGAGGACAAUGCGACGUCCGUUGCAGAUAGUUCCACUGAGCGACCGGUCGAUGAGAUCCAGCUGCGAGCCAUCCGGGCCCAGGAGUUGGAAGAGGCGCUGCCGAUCGCGCGACGCAUGGACGAAAUCCUUUCAGGUCCUCCUUAUGACACCAACGCGACUCUUCUGGAGCUCAGAAGUAUGGUGGCGCUCUGGAUCUCAGACCUGCAUGGCAUGUUGGCCAAGCUGCCGGACGAAGAGAUGGACACCAGCUUUGGCUCCGAAGCGACGUCUCCAACCGUCAAUGCCACGGAGUCGCAUUAUGCGAAUGCUGAGGCCGAGCGGCAGAAGGCGAGAGACGUGUUUGCGAAACUCGAAGCUUUAGGUGCGGAGCUGAGGCCUGAAGUCGCUAGAAUUGUGAGAGAUCUUGAGAACGACUGA
Molecule: messenger RNA, 1161 nt
Organism: Saxophila tyrrhenica
Lineage: Eukaryota; Fungi; Ascomycota; Dothideomycetes; Mycosphaerellales; Extremaceae
Exons: 1
Coding region: 1-1161 (386 amino acids)
Biological process (GO): nucleolar large rRNA transcription by RNA polymerase I; transcription initiation at RNA polymerase I promoter
Cellular component (GO): RNA polymerase I core factor complex
Molecular function (GO): RNA polymerase I general transcription initiation factor activity; TBP-class protein binding; RNA polymerase I core promoter sequence-specific DNA binding
Source: RefSeq, a predicted model, not a curated record